Molecule: messenger RNA, 2518 nt
Organism: Linepithema humile (Argentine ant)
Lineage: Eukaryota; Metazoa; Arthropoda; Insecta; Hymenoptera; Formicidae
Product: WAS/WASL-interacting protein family member 1
Molecular function (GO): actin binding
Source: RefSeq, a predicted model, not a curated record
UGGACCCCCAGCUUUGACGGAUCUGAUGACGCCAUAAUCUAUGUCGCCGUGUCACAGUGCGGAUCAUAGGCACGGAUCCCAUCCGCCAGGCCCCCGUUUAAUUAUGAGUGUCAUUGGCCGCGAAUUCUAUCUCCGGACGUAAAUACAGCUGCGACAGCCGUUUAAUCUGGGUAAUCGCUCGCAUCCCGUAAUAAUCACAAUCGCACGCGUGCGAAACGGCACGGGCAAGAUAAAGGGAUAAAAACGGCCUUUAAGGAGGAUAACGAGAAUGUCUGUGCCACCGCCGCCGCCGCCUCCGCAGGCCAACGUUUUUGGCCCACCAGCGGGGGACCAAAGGGGCUUACUGCUGCAGUCCAUAAGGACGGGCAAAACUUUGAAGAAAACUGUCACUGUGGACAAAAGUGCACCAGCUGUCGCUGGGAAAGUAAAAGGUGAGGCAACAAGCCCUUCAUUGAAUAGCAAUAGUAGGAAUAAUAAUUCCAAUACAGUGAGUAACUCCAAUAAUGGUGGGCCUAUGUCAUUGGGUGGAUUAUUCGCGGGUGGUAUGCCAAAAUUAAAACCAACAGGACUGAGAGGGAAUAUGACGGACAAGGAGGGACAAAGUGUAAAUAAUUCUAGCUUCCUUCACUCGUCGCCCGGAUCAUCUCACAGUAUAAAGCGUGGACCACCUCCGGUUCCACCACCAGCUGCGCAGAAACCACAAUUAUUCAGUCAGCAGGGACAAAGUAUCGAUUCUGCGACAAAUAAUUCAGACAUUACACCCAGAGGAUUUGCGAAGUCCACCGUCGUGCCUAAACCAACGUCGUCUCCCUCUCUACAGAAGCCAUCACCGCCGCCUAAGAAGUUAAAUCUGAAUAGCGCGAGCGUGGCGAGGGCGCAGAGCAUGCGACUACCGCGCUCGCCGCCGGUUUUGGUGCCCUCGUCGUUGCACCAGUCGCAGGAUUGUCUGAACGAGACCAUGCCGCAACCCACGAGACAUACGAAUCGAGUGCUCAGGCCACCCGUAACGAGACCACCAUCGCCGCCGAUUUCGCGGACGGGUAUCAUGCCUACAACGAAACCUCCAUCACCGCCGACUUCGCGAACGAGACCGCCGUCGCCGCCGACUUCACGGAUGAAACCUCCGUCGCCGCCGGCCUCGCGAACGAACACCAUGCCUGCCGCAACCGCGAUGAGAGCGGCACCGCCACCGCCGUCGAGAGUAACGGUCACCGCACCUUGCAUACCGCCGCCGCCGCCGCCGCUCCCGCAUCGUCCCGCACCCACGCAUCAGAGACUGGCACCGCCACCACCGCCUCCUCCGACUCCUCCUACCAGAAGCUUGUCGGUGCGCAAUGGCGGUGGUCAGGCAGUGACCUCCGUUGACUUAGAAAUGCGAUUUACUGAGAUGUUUCACACGGUGUCGAGUUUCCCACCUCCGGAACCGUUUAAGGGAUUCGUCAAAGUCUACAGCAGCAGGAAUGCAGCAAAGCAACAAGCUCCGGCUCCACCUCUUCAAGCGUCUUCUACCCCUAACUCACUGCAUUCGUUAAAUACUUCAUCUGGGAGUAAACAGUGGCAACACAGCGCGACUUCUUUGGCAUACUGAAUGUAUACUUAAAUCAUUGCUUCGUGCAUUGAUUAUUGUUUAACAAACGUCUCAAUGCUGCCACAAUAAAUUGUUAAACUAAGUGAGCAUGGAAAGAAUGAAUCGGUAGAGUAUAUAUAUAAAGCGUUCGAGAGCGAGAGAAAGAGAGUGAGAGUGGUCCCGAAUUCAUGCGAGCGCAGUUAUACAAUAAAAUGUUUUAGACAAUAUUUUCUGUACAGUUUUAUCUUAGGGAAAUCUAUUUAAUAUAGAGAUUUUACUUAUUAAGAGAAGAAAUCGUUAGAAAUUUUAGGCCUGUUAAUACCUAACAGAAAUGUAAAGUAUAUUAAAGCGAAAGGCAACAUUUACUCUCAUUCUAAAACAGCAUACUCAGUUAAUCUUCCUAAUCAUUGUGUUAUAUUUUUCUUAUAUAUCUGUAAAAUUAACGGAAAAAAAUAUCACAUGAAAAUCGUUAAUUCACGAUAAUGUAUCAAUGUAUGAUGAUCAGCUAUUGAUAGUUAUUUGCUUAGAUAUUAAAGGCCAAAAUAUAAAGUUGUAACUUAUUUUUCAAUACUAAUAAACAAAUGCAGCAACAAUUCGUUGAUUUAAGAAUAAUGUGUAUUAAUGCGUUAUGUAUAAUAAAAAUACAAUCUUUACAUAAAAGAUGGUAAUAUCGAUUAACAUUUGUUUCUAAAUGAAAUAGAAAAGGAAGAACAUUCUUUAUCUAACAAUAUCUUUUAUUAUUUUUCUUCAUAAUAGAAUAAUAAUAAAUGUGAAAAUUUCUAAGUUCAAUUGUAAAUGUCACAAUUGAGUAACGUGUUAAUUUAAUAUGUUAAAGAAACAAAUAGUUUAUAAUAAUGAAUUGUUUUAGGACAAAAGUUGCAUUCUGUAACCAGAAAGGGAAGAAAGAGACUUGUUAAGUAGAUAAAUAAAACGUACAUACGUAAUUAAUAA